ACACAAGGCUCAGAGAUGGCUGUCUGUGUUGCGGUGAUAGCUAAAGAGAACUACCCAUUGUACAUCACCAAUCCGACAGAAAAUGAACUCAAGUUCCACUACACCGUCCACACAUGUCUGGAUGUCAUUGGAAAGGUGUCAGCCGUUGGCAAGAGUGUGAACGACCCUAGAGAGCUGUACCUGGGGCUGUUGUACCCAACAGAGGACUACAAAGUCUAUGGAUACGUCACAAACACCAAGGUCAAGUUUGUCAUCGUUGUGGAGUCGUCCAAUAUGCAACUCAGAGACAACGAGAUACGAAAUAUGUUUAAGACGCUACAUAAUGCUUAUGUGGACAUGCUGUGCAAUCCUUUCUACACACCAGGAGAAAAUAUAAAAUCAAAGACUUUUGACAACACAGUGAUGCAGAUGAUGGUGCAAGACUGAAGUUUUUCAAUUCCAGAAUAAUAUUCCAUAGUUAUUUAUACAAAAAAAACGAAUGGUGAAGAUACAGCUGGAAAUUAAACCCUGCCUGUUUUUUUUUUGGGGGGGGGAGAGAUUUGAUUUGUCUAUGGGCAGAUGAAAGCAUAUGGGAAUUUGGUCUAACUGGGAACACCCAAAAAGGUACAGCUCUUUCAAGCAGAGGACAAACAGGAAAAUGCUUGUUUCCACCAGGAGCAAAGCGUACCAAAAGAAACAAAAACAGACUGAACUGCCAUGUACUUUAAUCAGUUUUACACAAAACUUGCGUUAAAGGGAGAUAUGAUGGACAGUUUUAUCGGGAAACUAUAUUUUAACAAAAAAAAAAAAAGAACAAGUGAUGAUACUGAAGCAAUCCCUAAACACGUGAUUACUUCGGGACCAGCAAAUCUCGUCCCAGCUGGACGGUUACGACAUCGUGUCUCCCCAGACUACAGUCGUAUAAAACACAUCACACAAAAGGGACACAAAUGCAGACCAAGUUUUUUAACAGGAAUUUAUUAGUCAUCUUUUCGCCAAAAAAAAAAACCAGUAGAUCAGAAUCAGUUUCUAGCCUAGUGUAUUUCAGAGUAAAAAGUAAAAAUUGCUACCUAAAGCCUAACUCUGGGAAUUCCCCUAUUCCAUAUACAUGUAUUAUCUUAACCCCACCCCCCAUUAGACAAAUAUGCAUACAUUGACUUUAAACUUGAAAUUUUGUUUUUAAAACCGGAGGUCAGACUGAUAUUGAUAUUUAAAAGAGAAAUUUUAAAAUGUUCAGCUUAACAUUGUACAUAUGUAACCAAAAAAUAAAUAAAAAGAAAACAGUAUAAGAAGGCCUUAAACGAUUAUUUUUGUGUGAUUUGUACUUAAUAGUCUAAGUAUUAGUAGCUAUUAUAGUUGCCUCCAAAACAAAACAAAAAGCCUGCUCUAGCAUCCUGGCCAAUAGGUGGAAAAUUGUACCAAUUUUUAAGAAUUUUGUUGGAGGAUA
Patiria miniata (bat star) is the source of this 1426-nucleotide messenger RNA. RefSeq names its product trafficking protein particle complex subunit 2-like protein. Gene Ontology annotation, cellular component: nucleus; TRAPP complex; cytoplasm. NCBI's taxonomy places the organism in Eukaryota, Metazoa, Echinodermata, Asteroidea, Valvatida, Asterinidae. Gene Ontology annotation, biological process: endoplasmic reticulum to Golgi vesicle-mediated transport. The record is from RefSeq and is a predicted model, not a curated record.